Zychaea mexicana is the source of this 496-nucleotide messenger RNA. RefSeq lists its product as uncharacterized. Bases 86 to 457 code for a protein of 123 amino acids. The record is from RefSeq and is a predicted model, not a curated record. The transcript has a single exon. Lineage: Eukaryota; Fungi; Mucoromycota; Mucoromycetes; Mucorales; Lichtheimiaceae.
AGUUUUUCUUGCACACCACCAUCAAUUCAAAAAUUCUGUUACCAUGACUGAAAAAUAACUGUGAUAUAGUUUGGGCUGCCUUGUCAUGUGCGACAAGGCAUUCAAUGUCAUUGUCUCCAUUUUCAGCUUUACCAUUGGCCUCGCAUAUUUGAUUCUUUCAUUCUUACCACACAUGCCACCACCCAAUGCAUUCAGUGUACACUGGCAACAUCAUCAAGAUUUCUGGGCAGAAGGGUUGGAUUUGCCUGCACCACUUCCAAACAACACUAAUAGGUCGUCGAAAUCGAUCAACAGCACAGCUACCCCGCCUGCUUUCCCUCACCCGUCUUCAUGGCAUCCUUCAUCACCCUACUAUUUUACCAAACAAAAUACCAAUAACAGUCAUGACCAUAACCACCCUAUUCCUCUCGUACUACGAGACGAUCCUUCUACUAUAAAAGCUACUACUAACAAGUAAUAAAUAUUAAUAUCUUAUAAGAAUAAAACAAAUGUAACA